Molecule: messenger RNA, 1386 nt
Organism: Malaclemys terrapin pileata
Lineage: Eukaryota; Metazoa; Chordata; Testudines; Emydidae
Exons: 2
Coding region: 414-1319 (301 amino acids)
Source: RefSeq, a predicted model, not a curated record
UUACUCCACCUCCGACGAGGGGAUUAGCAAUAAAAUCGGCCUUAGCAGGUCGGAAUUGGGGUAGUGUGGACGGAAUUUGACGUUAUUGGCCUCCGGGAGCUAUCCCACAGUGCUUCAUUGUGAUCGCUCUGGACAGCACUCUCAACUCAGAUGCACUGACCAGGUAGACAGGAAAAGCCCCGUGAACGUUUGAAUUUCCAUUUCCUGUUUGCCCACCGUGGAGAGCACAGGUGACCACGCAGAGCUCAUCAGCACAGGUAACCGUGAUGGAGUCCCAGGAUCGCAAAAGAGCUCCAGCAUGGACCGAAUGGGAGGUACGGGAUCUGCUCGCCAUAUGGGGAGAUGAAUCAGUGCUAGCUGAACUCCGUAGCAGUAAAUGAAAUGGCAAAAUAUUAGAAAAGGUCUCCAAGGCCAUGAAGGACAGACGCCAUAACAGGGACGCACAGCAGUGCCGCGUGAAAAUUAAGGAGCUAAGGCAAGCCUACCACAAAGCCAGACAGGCAAACGGAAGGUCUGGAGCAGAGCCACAAACAUGCCGCUUCUGCGCGGAGCUGCAUGCCAUCCUAGGGGGUGCAGCCACCAUUACCCUAACUGUGUGCUAUGACUCCGUCACUGGAGAAACACACAGGGAAGAGGGUUCAGGGUACGAGGAAGAGGAGGAUGAAGAUAAUGUAGAUAGCUCACAGCAGCAAGGAAGCAGAGAAACCGGUUUCCCCAACAGCCAGGAUAUGUUUAUCACCCUGGACCAGGAACCAGUAACCCCCGAACUCACUGAAGGCGUGCUCCCAGACCCUGAGGGUAUACAGGGGACCUCUGCUGCAAAUGUUUCUACUUCACAGAGGCUAGUGAAGAUUAGAAGGAGAAAACGGAGGACUCGGGGUGACAUGUUCACAGAGCUCCAGAUGUCCUCCCACGCUGAAAGAGCACAGCAGAAUGCGUGGAGGCAGUCAAUGUCAGACUACAGAAAAGCACAGUAUGAACGAGAGGACAGGUGGCGGGCUGAAUCGCGGGAUGAACAGAGCAAGUGGUGGGCUGAAGAUGAUAGGUGGCAUCAGCUUGCAGACAGAAGGCAAGAGUCGAUGCUCCGGCUGCUGGAGCAUCAAACUGAUAUUCUCCAGCGUAUGGUUGAGCUGCAGGAAAGGCAGCAGGAGCAGAGACCGCCGCUACAGCCCCCGUGUAACCAACAGCCCUCCUCCCCAAGUUCCAUAGCCUCCUCACCCAGAUGCCCAAGAACACAGUGGGGGGGCCUCCGGCCAUCCAGUCACUCCACCCCAGAUGAUUGCCUGAGCAUCAGAAGGCUGGCCUUCAAUAAGAGUUAAAGUUUUAAACUGCAGUGUGUCCUUUUCCUUCCCUCCUCCCCCACCCACCCCGGGCUACAUUGGCAAU